This is a messenger RNA of Lasiodiplodia theobromae, 687 nucleotides long. RefSeq lists its product as uncharacterized. The transcript has 4 exons. The record is from RefSeq and is a predicted model, not a curated record. Bases 1 to 687 code for a protein of 228 amino acids. NCBI's taxonomy places the organism in Eukaryota, Fungi, Ascomycota, Dothideomycetes, Botryosphaeriales, Botryosphaeriaceae.
AUGCAGAGCGAUCCGGCGAGUACCUCUGCGCCUGCCGCGCGCGUCACCUACCCCUCCGCACUGCUCGCCUCCGCGUUGGAGGUUGGUGGAUUGACCGGCGCCGGUGGUGUUCUGCUCGGCAGCGCCCAAGGCAUCGUCUCCGGAUCUCCUCCGGUGCUGUUUGCAGCAAUUGCAGGCUUGCAAUGGUUCACCGCAGGCUCUGCAUAUUGGGCCACCCGAAGUGCAAUCUUGAACCGGCGGGGCCUUCAAGCCUGGCUUGACAUCAAGCGCGGUGCUUCUCCCGAUGCCAGCGAAAUCAAGCCUUCGUCACGGACGGAGAAGGUUCAGGCAAGCACCAUCGCUGGAGGCGUUUCUGGCGGGAUCGUGGCUGCCGUGACACGAAGCCGAUCACACGUUAUCCCCGGCGUGGUUAUGUUCUCCAUCUUCGGGUUUGCGGGGCAGCACCUCUACGAACUCGCGGAUCGGAAGCAUGCCGCUUCCGCUGACAAACGCGCUGAUGACAAGAGUUGGUUCCGAAAGCUAGCCGACUCCCGCUUUAGCCCUGUCAAGGUGCUCUCGGAAGAUGAGUACGAGCAAUUGCUCAGAGACAAGCUCCUUAAGGUUCAGGUGGAACUUGCCCUUGUUGACGAGAGCAUCGAAAAGCUUCGACAGCAGCAGAUCAAACCUUUGGACGGCCCCCAAGAGUGA